AAUGAAAUCUGAAAGUUGUAAGGUGUAAAGCUGAAAUAGAUAAGAUUAAUAUGUUGUUAAAAAAAGGGCUUAGCCUUUUCGUUCUUAAGCCAUGACAAUAUUUAUGAAAAACAUCAGAAUUAAAACCUUUAAUUAAAUUAAUUUUAUUUGCUGCUUCAGUCUAUGUUAUGCUGCUUGGCUUUCCAAAAAAUUUUCCGUGGUGUAAAUUAUACGAAAGUGUCACAUGAAAAAAACCAUCUACGAAGUCCAAAAAUAUUAUUCUAAACAUGAGUUAUUUUCAUGUCCAAGUUAUGGAAAAACAAGAGUAAUCAGUUAAAAUGCCUCCUCCUCCGCCACCUCCUGCACCUCCUCCUAUUCCAAAGCAACCCUUAGGCGGAUCUAGUGCCCAAUCAAAAAACAAUUUUGAACCUCCUCCUGACAGAAAUGCUCUCUUAUCCCAAAUCAGAAAAGGAGCUCGUUUAAAAAAAGCAGAAACCAAUGACAGAAGUGCACCAAUUAUUGAUGGUUCAAAAUCAUCGUCAACAAAUGGUGCUCCAAAACCAUCUGCUGGAAAUAAAGCAAAUGGUCCCUUUCCACUUAUUCCUCCUGGAGGCUUAUUUGCCCAAGGCAUUCCGAAAUUGCGACCUACCACACCAAGAAAUGGAGAAGGCUUAUCACAGUCAACAUUGAAAAUACAGAGUAUCAAAAGUGGCAGUAGUACUUCCUCUCUGGACCAUCUACGAGUUGGACAACUGAGUGGAAGUCGCUCUCAGCCUCCUAGUCCUGUAUCAAAGCCUCGAAUGACUACAGGUGUUUCUUCCUAUCGAACUGCCAACUUGGAUAAUUCGAACACACACGGUGGUAAUCCUGAUUUCCCAGAUGAUCUUAAUAUCAAAGGACCUGCUCCAGCACCGCCUCCUGCAAGUCAGAAACCAGUCUUUAAAAGUAAUACAAAUGCUGAACAAAUUGUAAACAAGCCCUCAACUGUGAAGCGUUCUGCCUCUCAGACGAACCUUGGACAGAGGCCACGCCUUACUCGUCCUCCACCCAAUGUUAAGCCUCCUCCACCUCCGAAGAGUAAUCCUACUCCUGCGCCUCCCCAAUCUGGUCCUCCCCCACCUCCAUCAAAACCACCAAAUAUCCUCAGAAGACAAAGCUUUGGAGUUGGAGAGAGUCAUAAUUCGCGUUUUGCUGCCAAUAAACUGUCUGUUGCGAACAAUGACACUCCCAAGCCUACUUCCAAAAGCAUAGGGCCCCCUCCACCACCACCCCCUCCAAGAAACAACAGUGCACCUAAUGACCUUAAUCAAAUGGUCACGAGUUCCUCUCCUAGUAAUCAGUGGAGUAAAAUGAGCACGGCUCCACCACCUCCACCUAAUCGAGCUGUGGCAACAAGCAAUAGGAAUGGGCCAAUAAGGCCUCCACCUCCAAGGGCACCUGCUCCACCGCCACCUCCACCACAACAUCAAUUCAGUUCUCAUCCUGCUCCGCCUUCCCAGAUGAAGGCAACACUUUCAGUGAAUAAUACUCCACCCCCUCCUCCUGCGAGGGUAUCAUCUAUGAAACAAACUUCAAGUUUUGAAGAGAGGUUCAAGUUUCAUCCUGCACAAUCUUUGCCAAAACCAGACAAAUAUCCUAAUACUCAAAAGACUUAUCCUAGUAAAGCUAACAGACAAAAGCAAGGUUCUAGGCGUCAGCCUCCUCCUCCACCUCCCCAGACUGCAGUGGAUCCAAAUCCCAGACUUCAUAUCCAGUUGAAUUCUGGGAUUUUUACCAAUAACUAUGCUCACAGCUAAUUCAUCUAAUUGUAAUACUACUGAGAUAGGGAAACUCACUUAUGCUUGUAAAUAUAUAUAAAAAGUUUUCAAAUGGAUUUUAUCCUGGUGUGCCACACCCAUGUUAUGGUCAAAGCCUUCUUCUAAAGAAUACAAACCAAGUUUGUGCAUGUUUUUUUUAAUUGAUGGUUUUUAAAUUAUCGCAUGUUUCUAAGGUUUUGUACCCUUGCAUCGUGUGGCUUACUGGACUGUAUGUUUUCCUGUAGUAUACUUGUUUCCCAAUGGGACUAUUUAACCUGCGGUAUUGUUAUGUAAAAUGGUGAAUAUAUUUGCACUUGUAAAGAAUGAAAUUGUUAGUGAUAUUUGAGAGAAAUUAAUUUUUUGAGAAAAAAAAAGUAUAUUUCUAAUCAUUGUAAAGGAAUCUGUCAAUCAUUGAUUGUGGUAAUUGAGUUUAGAGAGAUUCCUGAUGCUUCAUAUUUUUAAUACUCUUCUGCGUUGAUUGUAGUCAAAUUAAAAUAAUUUCUUACUAAAA
Messenger RNA from Argiope bruennichi, 2286 nucleotides. RefSeq names its product WAS/WASL-interacting protein family member 2-like. The record is from RefSeq and is a predicted model, not a curated record. The transcript is spliced from 6 exons. Lineage: Eukaryota; Metazoa; Arthropoda; Arachnida; Araneae; Araneidae. The coding region runs from base 318 to 1775 and encodes 485 amino acids. Gene Ontology annotation, molecular function: actin binding.